AUGAAUGCACGCACGCGGUUCCUUUCUGCGUUGCUGCCUCUCUGGGGCCGCGCCUGGCCGCGGUGAGGACUCUGCGGGGCCGGGAGGCGGCGUGGGCGUCGCCGCGGGGAGGAGGCCGGCGCGUCCCUCCUCUGGGAGCGCGGCGGCAGCGAGAGCAGUGCGCACUGCAGGGCCGAGUCCCCGCCCGGAGCCAGCGCCGCGCCUCGCGGCCCCCACGCACGGCGCGGCCCGGCGGGGGCGCAGGAGACCCGCGGCCGGGACAGGGGCCGGUCCCACACUCACGCGGCCGCUGCAGCUCCGCGACACUCGCUCCGCGUGCCGUCACCCGGCCUGGCCCGCUCGGGACGCCUCUGCAUUGCGCGGGUACAAGGCAAUGUUAGAAGUGGUGAUCUCACCCAGCCUCGCAGCAAGCAGUGACUGCAAGGAAUCCCUGACGUGGAGCGAAGGCAACGCUGCCCUGGGGGCUCUGAGUGACAGAGAAGGCAUCGCCAAAUCAGCCUCUCCAAAAUUGCCCCAGCUCUUUGCAAAGCCUCACCCGUGUGUCACUCCUGGUCAGCCCUCCGCAGCCAUGGCAGCCUAUGGCCAGACACAGUACAGCGCAGGCAUCCAGCAGGCAUCACCCUAUGCAGCGUACCCACCUCCAUCACAAGCCUAUGGGAUCCCCCCUUACAGUAUCAAAACAGAAGACAGUUUGAACCAUUCCCCCAGCCAGAGUGGGUUCCUGAGCUACGGACCAAGCUUCAGCACCGCGCCUGCUGGACAGAGCCCCUAUGCCUACCCAGUGCACAGCACCACAGGGCUCUACCAAGGCACCAACGGAUUGACCAACACGACCGGAUUUGGGAGCGUGCACCAGGAUUACCCCUCCUACCCUGGCUUCCCGCAGAAUCAGUACCCCCAGUAUUUCAGCCCAUCCUACAACCCUCCCUACGUCCCUGCCAGCAGCCUCUGUGCCUCUCCUCUCUCCACGUCCACCUACGUCCUCCAGGAGGCUCCUCACAGUAUCCCCAACCAGACUUCUGAGGCAUUGGCUGGUGACUACAACACACACAACGGGCCCUCCACUCCAGCCAAAGAGGGUGACACAGACAGGCCCCAUCGGGCCUCAGAUGGGAAGCUACGUGGCCGAUCAAAGAGGAGUAGUGACCCUUCCCCAGCAGGGGACAAUGAGAUCGAGCGGGUGUUCGUCUGGGACCUGGACGAGACAAUCAUCAUUUUCCACUCCCUGCUCACGGGGACUUUUGCAUCCAGAUAUGGGAAGGACACCACGACGUCAGUGCGCAUCGGCCUGAUGAUGGAAGAGAUGAUCUUCAACCUCGCUGACACACACCUGUUCUUCAAUGACCUGGAGGACUGUGACCAGAUCCACGUGGAUGAUGUCUCAUCUGAUGACAAUGGCCAGGACUUAAGCACAUACAACUUCUCCACUGAUGGUUUCCACAGCACGGCACCGGGGGCCAGCUUGUGCCUGAGUACAGGUGUGCAUGGCGGUGUGGACUGGAUGAGGAAACUCGCCUUCCGCUACCGCCGGGUGAAGGAAAUGUACAACACCUACCGCAACAACGUGGGUGGCUUGAUAGGCGCUCCCAAAAGAGAGACGUGGCUGCAGCUGCGCGCCGAGCUGGAGGCCCUGACUGACCUCUGGCUCACCCACUCCCUGAAGGCCCUCAACCUCAUCAACUCUCGACCCAACUGUGUCAAUGUGUUGGUCACCACUACUCAACUGAUCCCAGCACUGGCCAAGGUCCUGCUGUACGGCCUGGGCUCCAUAUUCCCCAUUGAGAACAUCUACAGUGCAACCAAGACAGGCAAGGAGAGCUGCUUCGAGAGAAUCAUGCAGAGAUUUGGCCGCAAAGCUGUCUACAUUGUGAUAGGUGACGGGGUAGAAGAAGAGCAAGGAGCCAAGAAGCACAACAUGCCCUUCUGGAGGAUAUCCUGCCAUGCUGACUUGGAGGCUCUGAGGCACGCCCUGGAACUGGAGUAUCUAUAGCAGCGAGGGGGGGCAGCCCCCGCCUGCCACCCACCACCGGGGCCCCGUCAUCUCACUCCAUGAGAGCCCUAGACACCAAAUUCUGGGUAGGGGCCCGGACACCAGGGGACGCGUCCCACAGCCUUCUCAGAAGUGUUCUCUUCCCUUGGGGACAGAGUCAGGCUGUGUUGUGAAACCCAGAGGCCCAGAUGAGGGAGGGUCAGCUGGGGAGGGCACGGGGGGCAGCUCAUCUUGGUUUCUUGUUUUUAUUUAUGGACUGAUCCCAUCCCUCACGUCACCAGCUGGUCCCUGUGCUGUGGUUUCUUGGCUGUUAGUCUGGUUUGGGGUUCUACACUGGCUGUGCGGUGGUUCCCAGUUCUGUGCUUCAGGGACAAUCAUUCAGUAGACGUUGGUGAGGGAGGCCAUCUGGGGCUGUGGGGACGCCUCUUGCUUACUUUUCAUUUUUCCAAGCCCCUCCCUGAUGUCAUGUGGACAGUGCGCGCGUGCCUUAUGCCGCCAUCUUAUUUUGUAGGAAAAGGGGGACCCCGGGAAGGAAGAGGUACUCUGUGCUGAUGGAUAAAGGCAUUAAAUAAAGCCACGUUUACAU
Chionomys nivalis (European snow vole) is the source of this 2576-nucleotide messenger RNA. RefSeq names its product EYA transcriptional coactivator and phosphatase 2 (gene Eya2). The transcript is spliced from 16 exons. NCBI's taxonomy places the organism in Eukaryota, Metazoa, Chordata, Mammalia, Rodentia, Cricetidae. Gene Ontology annotation, cellular component: nucleus. The record is from RefSeq and is a predicted model, not a curated record. Gene Ontology annotation, molecular function: protein tyrosine phosphatase activity. Gene Ontology annotation, biological process: cell differentiation; multicellular organism development; positive regulation of DNA repair. Bases 5 to 1990 code for a protein of 661 amino acids.